AUCCACUUCAAGAUCAAGGGCAGAAAUCAAAACAAACCACUGCAUUGUACGGGGCGCAUCAGCUGGCUGAGAGAUGGCAGGGUAUUCAAGCUGCCUCAUGGUGGCAUUUUUGUUUGUGUUCGUGCAAAAAGCGUGGACAGCUGGCGGAGCAGGAAAUGGUCUUGGAGAGCUGUAUGAGUGGCACACACUGGAAGAGGGUCUACAGAUAUCACAGAAGACUGGGAAGCCCCUUAUGCUGAUUAUUCAUAAGUCUUGGUGUGGUGCAUGCAAAGCUUUCAAACCUAAGUUUGCUGAGUCUGCUGCAGCACUGGAGUUGAGUAAGCAUUUUGUGAUGGUGAACACAAUGGACAAGGAAGAGCCAAAGGAGUCCAAAUAUGAACCUGAUGGGGGAUAUAUCCCCAGAAUUCUCUUCAUUGAUUCCAAGGGAGAUGUGCGGCCAGAGAUCUACAACAAAAAUGGUAACCCAGAGUAUAAGUUCUUUUAUCAUGAUGACAAGAGUGUUGUGGAGUCAAUGAAGCAGGCAAAGGAGCUGCUGACAGCACACACAGACAGAGGUAAUGAACUUUGACAUUCUGGCAACAUUAGUAAGCUGUGUGUAGGUAAAUAUAAGAACAUAUUGUACUGACACGUUUUAUAAUUUGUAAUAGAAUUACUUGACACCCAA
Scylla paramamosain (green mud crab) is the source of this 664-nucleotide messenger RNA. RefSeq names its product thioredoxin domain-containing protein 12-like. Lineage: Eukaryota; Metazoa; Arthropoda; Malacostraca; Decapoda; Portunidae. Gene Ontology annotation, cellular component: endoplasmic reticulum. The record is from RefSeq and is a predicted model, not a curated record. The transcript has 4 exons. The coding region runs from base 74 to 568 and encodes 164 amino acids.